CAACAAUCUCCAAUCGUCACUGCUGCUAGAUCCCGUCAAGAAUCAAGACCCCCCUCCAACCCCCCGUCCAGCUAAAGCUAUCACUCGCCACACCUACGAUCACACCUACGACCACGCCGACCCGCAAGAUGUCCGCUACACGAUCUGCCGUGAUGUCGCUCUACCGGCGGGCACUCAACACGUCGCUGCACUGGACCGUUCGUCGCGACCUUUGGCGUGUGCAGGCGCUGAACAUCCGCGACAUGUUCGAGGCCAACCGGGACGUGACCGAUCCUCGCCAGCUCAGCAAACUCCUCCAAGAGACCGAGAAGACGCUCCAGAAGUGGAAGCACCCCGACCCCUACGUUGCCCCGACAGCUCCCGGAGGCUCCAAGUACGAGCGAAACAUGCCGGCGCCAUUCUUUACCCCUCCGCCCAAGGAGAUGGUCGAUGCGCUCUAGGUGAGGACUGUAGGAGAGUGGAUGCGCUGGUGUAUAUACUACAUAGCACUCGCAAACUGGUUGCCAGCAAUGGAGAAUUACAACCAAUCUUUGAUCUUGUUCUUCCUUCCUCUAGAUAUCGUCUUCUUCCACACGUCGAGUGAGAUAUGAAUUUGUUGUACGUGCUCGUUCGGAUCAACCCGGGGUGUAUAGUAGUGUGGUGGAGGAGAGCCUCGCCCACAACCCUCGCGAGGCGCUACAUACCAGAACAUGCUAGCACUCUCCGCGUCGCACGACAACAGCCACGGCCAGAACGAUCAUAAAGAACGACGUCGCGGCACCACGACCCCCCCUCGAAACGUUCUCCCCGCCGAGGCCUGUCGCACCCGCAUCCAAGAAUGCCGACC
Molecule: messenger RNA, 826 nt
Organism: Tricharina praecox
Lineage: Eukaryota; Fungi; Ascomycota; Pezizomycetes; Pezizales; Pyronemataceae
Product: NADH dehydrogenase 1 beta subcomplex subunit 9
Exons: 4
Coding region: 129-440 (103 amino acids)
Biological process (GO): mitochondrial electron transport, NADH to ubiquinone
Source: RefSeq, a predicted model, not a curated record